GCUCACUCUCUGGCAUCAAGUUCCCCGUGGUGAGUUUCUUUGUACAAGAGUCCAAGGGGAGAGGUAAGGCGUGGGAGGCAGGGAGUCCAGUUCAGGGACGGGGAUUCCAGGACGAAAGGUGAAGGGGAAGGGGCUGGGCGCAGCCUGGGCAUCUCUCCCUGGUUUCCACAGACAGAUCCUCGGCCAGGACUCUGGCAGACAGUGUGACAAAGAGGCUUCGUGUAGAAGAUGGAUCGGGACAAAGUCCCAGGUCCCAGGCGUGGUUCUCACGGUCUCCGGCACCUGCACAGAGGGCCUUGUCUGCAUUGGGGAGGCGCAGCGCUGGGGAUUCCCCAUCUCCCCAGAGUUUCUCUUCCUCUCCCAACCUGUGUCGGGUCCUUCCUCCUGGAUACUCGUGACGCCUCCUCAGUUCUCACUCCCAUUGAGUGUCGGGUUUCUAGAGAAGCCAAUCAGCGUCGCCGCGGUCCCGGUUCUAAAGUCCCCAGUCACCCACCCGGACUCAGAUUCUCCCCAGACGCCGAGGAUGGCGGUCAUGGCGCCCCGAACCCUCCUCCUGCUGCUCUCGGAGGUCCUGUUCCUGACACAGACCUGGGCAGGCUCCCACUCCCUGAGGUAUUUCUACACCUCCGUGUCCCGGCCCGGCCGCGGGGAGCCCCGCUUCAUCGCCGUGGGCUACGUGGACGACACGCAGUUCGUGCGGUUCGACAGCGACGCCGCGAAUCCGAGGGUGGAGCCGCGAGCGCCGUGGAUAGAGCAGGAGGGGCCGGAGUAUUGGGACCAGCAGACACGGAACGCCAAGGCCAACGCACAGACUGACCGAGUGGACCUGCGGACCCUGCGCGGCUACUACAACCAGAGCGACGCCGGGUCUCACACCAUCCAGUGGAUGUACGGCUGCGACGUGGGGCCCGAGGGGCGCUUCCUCCGGGGGUACCCGCAGGACGCCUACGACGGCAAGGAUUACAUCGCCCUGAACGAGGACCUGCGCUCCUGGACCGCCGCGGACAUGGCGGCUCAGAUCACCAAGCGCAAGUGGGAGGCGGCCAAUGCGGCGGAGCAAAGGAGAGCCUACCUGGAGGGCACGUGCGUGGAGGGGCUCCUCAGAUACCUCGAGAACGGGAAGGAGACGCUGCAGCGCGCGGAUCCCCCAAAGACACAUGUGACCCACCAACCCAUCUCUGACCAUGAGGCCACCCUGAGGUGCUGGGCCCUGGGCUUCUACCCUGCGGAGAUCAGACUGACCUGGCAGCGGGAUGGGGAGGACCAAACUCAGGACACGGAGCUUGUGGAGACCAGGCCAGCAGGGGAUGGAACUUUCCAGAAGUGGGCAGCUGUAGUGGUGCCUUCCGGAGAAGAGCAGAGAUACACGUGCCAUGUGCAGCACGAGGGGCUGCCGGAGCCCCUCACCCUGAGAUGGGAGCCGUCUUCCCAGCUCACCAUCCCUAUCGUGGGCAUCAUUGCUGUGGCUGUCCUAGGAGCUGUGGUCAUCGGAGCUGUGGUCACUGCUGUGAUGUGGAGGAGAAAGAGCUCAGGUGGAAAAGGAGGGAGCUACUCUCAGGCUGCGUGCAGCGACAGUGCCCAGGGCUCUGAUGUGUCUCUCACGGCUUGUAAAGCCUGAGACAGCUGCUUGUGUGGGACUGAGAUGCAGGAUUUCUUCACGCCUCCCCUGUGUGACUUCAAGAGCCUCUGGCAUCUCUUUCUGCAAAGGUGUCUGAAUGUGUCUGCGUCCCUGUUAGCAUAAUGUGAGGAGGUGGAGAGACAGCCCACCCUGUGUCCACCAUGACCCUUGUCCCCACGCUGAGCUGUGUUCCCUCCCCAGUCAUCUUUCCUGUUCCAGAGACCUGGGGCUGGGUGUCUCCAUCUGUGUCUCAGCUUCAUGGUGCACUGAGCUGCAACCUCUUACUUUCUUAAUGAAAAUAAGAAUCUGAAAAUAAAUGUGUUUUCUCAAAUAUUUGCCAUGAAAAGUUGAUGGAUUAAUAAGUCAAUUCCUGAAAUUUGAGAGAGGAAAUAAAGACCUGAGAACCUUCCAGAA
Messenger RNA from Cebus imitator (Panamanian white-faced capuchin), 2032 nucleotides. RefSeq names its product patr class I histocompatibility antigen, A-2 alpha chain. Gene Ontology annotation, biological process: positive regulation of T cell mediated cytotoxicity; antigen processing and presentation of endogenous peptide antigen via MHC class Ib; immune response. The transcript is spliced from 8 exons. The record is from RefSeq and is a predicted model, not a curated record. Lineage: Eukaryota; Metazoa; Chordata; Mammalia; Primates; Cebidae. Bases 524 to 1618 code for a protein of 364 amino acids. Gene Ontology annotation, cellular component: external side of plasma membrane. Gene Ontology annotation, molecular function: peptide antigen binding; signaling receptor binding.